AUGUCGUCGACUCUGAGGACAACAUGUCUUGGACUCCGAGAUACCUUUAAUGGAGGGCUCCGAGGUGAUCAGUUGGGUUGUGCUACCCUUUGCCAAAGAUCUCAGCGUGCUACAAGAGCACAGAACUGGUUGAGGUUGCAAAUUAUUGUAACCUUUGAAGCCGAGGAUACGUGGUACGUGAUGAAAACUCCGAGGUGCCUUAACGCCGAGAUGAUGUGUCAAGUGGAGAGUACUCCGCAGACAAUAUGUCGUCGACUCCGAGGACAACAUGUCUUGGACUCCGAGAUACCUUUAAUGGAGGGUUCCGAGGUACCUUUAGUGGACUCUGAGUUGGGUUGUGCUACCCUUUGCCAAAGAUCUCAGCGUGCUAUAAGAGCACAGAAUUGGUUGAGGUUGCAAAUUAUUGGACGGCCAAUUUUCACCAGUGCUGAGUUGAUUACUGUGGCUCUAAUAAUGAAUGCUAUGGAAACAUGCAAGGAGCAAGCUCUACUAAUAGAAAUGGGUUUUCAACAUCUAUUUCAGCCCGAAUUCUUCCGCCGUUUCCCUCCUACCGAAUGGGAAAAGGUUAUCCCUCACUCGCAUUUGCCUAAUUGA
Messenger RNA from Ilex paraguariensis (yerba mate), 594 nucleotides. Lineage: Eukaryota; Viridiplantae; Streptophyta; Magnoliopsida; Aquifoliales; Aquifoliaceae. The record is from the annotation of a GenBank genome assembly.